ACCCCCACGUUCCCUAUCAACACCAUAUGGCAUUAGACUCGAAGAAGCUUGAAAGACAGAAAGUCGUCCUUGUCACGGGAUGUUCGAAGGGAGGCAUUGGCUUCAACCUUUGCGAGCGCUUUGCUGGACAAGGAUGCAUCGUCUAUGCCACUGCUCGACGACUGGAAACUAUGGAUGACUUCAGCGACCCAACAAUCCAUAAGCUUGUGCUUGACGUUACGAAUGAAAGUAAUAUUCAGGACGUAGUGAAAACCAUUUUGGACGACACCGGCAGAAUCGAUGUACUUGUCAACAACGCGGGAGGAAUUUCUAUUGGUCCUCUCCUCGACGUUUCAAUGGACCAAGCAAGAAAAACCUUUGAAGUAAAUACGUAUGCUCCUCUGCAAGUCGCGAAGGCUGUCCUGCCAUCUAUGGUGGAGCGCAGAAGUGGCCUCGUGGUGAAUAUUGGGUCUGUUGUCGGUGAAAUUCCCACGCCCUGGAAUGGCCUCUAUUGUGCAUCUAAGGCAGCACUUCACUCCAUCAGUGAUGUGUUAGCAAUGGAAUGUGGUCCUUUCAAUGUCAAAGUAAUGCUCGUUGCACCAGGUGGUGUCAAAUCCAACAUCUCAAGCAACCAAGCAGCCACUUACAACAUGCCGCUCGACUCAUUGUACAAGCCUUACAUCGAUAAGAUCAUUGCACGUAUGAACAUCAGCCAAUCCAAAGGUGCUUUGGAUACGGACGAGUUUGCUAAAACAGUAGUAUCAAAAAUUUUGAGCCCCAGUCCACCAACGUAUUAUUCGUUGGGUAAAAACACUGUUCGUAUCUCCUUCUUGAAGUGGCUACCCAGGGCUUUGGCACUUUGGCUUACCUGGAGAUCGAUUGGAAAGAUUUGAUGACAAUACUCGUAAUUUCGUCGACUGCUCGGAGUAUCCUGUAGUCCAAAUUUGUCUUUUUUGCUACUAUUUUUUUUACUAAUGUAUCUUGUGGGGUG
Molecule: messenger RNA, 970 nt
Organism: Serpula lacrymans var. lacrymans S7.9
Lineage: Eukaryota; Fungi; Basidiomycota; Agaricomycetes; Boletales; Serpulaceae
Exons: 4
Coding region: 27-872 (281 amino acids)
Cellular component (GO): endoplasmic reticulum
Molecular function (GO): oxidoreductase activity
Source: RefSeq, a predicted model, not a curated record